CACCAACCCCCUCCUGCCUCGUGCCGCCCUGGGUUCUGUUGAGUUAUCAGUUGGACAGAUCCCGCGGCAUCUUUUACGUCAUAGAAAAACUGUCAACGGUCUACCCGCGUCUUUGUCUCCUUUUUAAAGUUGUCUCUUUUUAUUUCUUUACUCUCCUGGACGCUGAUAUUGAGCUGUACGACCGCUGACACAGCCUGACUCCCCCCGGAUGACCGCGCUCUUUGUGAGGCUCUGAAGUGAAUGGCCCAGACGGACAGAGAUGAGCUGGGCUGAGGAGGACUGGACUGUGGGCCUCUCGGGGAGGGUCCUUCAAAAAGUAAAGGAGCUGCAGGUCCUUAAGGAUCGACUGUCCAGAGAGAACAAACAGAAACAGCUGCAGCUGGACAACACUCAUACCAGCCUUGAAAAACAAACAGCCAAGUAUGAGGAGGUCCGUGGGGAGCUGCAUUUUGUACAGAGAGAGCUCCAAAGUGUUCGGGAAGAUGCUAAGGCAGCUGUGACCAGCAAGGAGCGCUUGACACAGGAACUUCACACAAAGCAGGCCCAAGUAUGCUCUUUGGAGGGGCAGCUAGAUGCUGCUCGUAACCAUAACAACCAGCUGAGCCAAGAAAUCAAAAGGUUGGAAGCUGAGUUGGAAAAACUGCAGAACAGCAGCAGGCUCUCAGAUACCGCUCUGUUUUCCACACCCUGUUGGAGUGCAUCCUCACCCUGGGAACACAAUGGGAGCAGACAGGAAGAGAGAUCGGGGCAGCGGGAUGAAGGACAGAGACAUCAUAUCAGACAGCGGCUCCAGUUUUCAGACACCGGAACUUCUUCGCUGCCUCGACAGCAGACCAGUACACCGCUCCGCCACCCAUCUGAGCAGUCAGAUAUCUUUUCCACACCCUCGGCUGUGUUUCCAUGGGAACGAGAUGACAAUAGACCUGCAUCCAGGAGACGACCUGUGUCGUCCCCCCAGAUACCGAGCCCUGAGGUUGUGGCACAAGGUCUGGUGGAGCGGAGUUUCGAACAGAAGGUCCACAAGACGGAAACAGGCGUAUCUUCAUCAGAACUGCAGAGUCGUAUCUUGGCUCUGGAGGACCGGCUGUCUGAGAAGGUCGGGAAGCUGAAGUCCAUCCAGAGCGAAAUGGGCUUAAUGAAGAAGGAGCUCGCUGCCAAAGAGCUAAGCCUGCAGAAAACGCAGGAUGAGCUUAAUGCGGCACAGACACGGGGAAUCCAGGACAAAGAGCGGGUAUUAGAAGCAGAGCACAAACUGAAGCAGCUUCAAGAGGAGCUGAAGUGCCAGAGGCAAAAUGCAGAGAGCAGUCGGCUUCAGCACCAGCAGCGCACCAAGGAGUUAGAGAAAGUGCAUCAGAGGGAUUUAGCAGAGCUUCAGAAGGAGAGGCAGUGUCUUGAAAAACAGCAUCAGCAGGAGGUGAAUAAGCUCAAUCAGGAGCUCCAACAGGCCAGGACACUUCACAAUGCUCUGCAGGCUCAGGCUGACAAGCUGUCUCUGCAGAAGCAGGCGCUGGACAAAGAGCUGGAUGCUCUGAAGCAGAAGCUGAAGUGGACCGAGGAGCAGCUGAAGGAGAGCCAGAAGAAAGAGGCCCAGACACAGGCCAAGCUAACGGAAGCAGUGCGGGAGGCUGAGGGUGUGGCAGUGACUCUAGAGCAAAGCAGGAAGAGAGAACGAGCUCUGGAGGAGGAGGGGAGGAGGCUGCAGGAGGAGCAAGCUGACACCCUGCGUCUUCUCAAAGAACUGCAGGAACAAAAAGCCUCUGCAGCAUCUGCUCCUCAGCCUGCCCAUUUUGGUGCUAUUGGACAGUCGUUUUCCUCCCAGUCCUCGUACGCUCAGAGUUCUCGAGCUACAGCACAAAGCAGGAGGCCCGCAGCUUCCCAGUCGGAGCAGAAUAGGGAUGGGAGCAGGGCGGAGAUUACAGUGGCGUAUCCUUCCGGCAGAGAACCUGGGGAAGGAAUCGAUGCUGAGCAAAUCACUUUCAACAUUGCAAACUCUGAGGGUUUACAGAAACCAGGCCAAAGAGGAGAAGGUGAUAGAGAGGUAGAGAACAGAAGUAAUAUCCCCCUCAGUACAUCGGCAGACUUUGACAGAGCAAAAGAAGUUGAAAGCUCACCUGUGGCAGAAUGUCUGAUUUCAUCUAAAAGUAAACAGUGUCCUGAUUCCGAUCAGCGAGUUUCAUCUGUGGACCUCAAGAGGGAGAACGACCUCCUGCGCUCAGAUCUCCGCGAUGUCCGUGAAGAACUCCAGAAACGGUUGGAGGACCUGGAAGCUCAGCGUCGGGCAGAGACGGAAGCGAAGACCCGUCUCAAACAGCUCAGUCGCAAGCACUCUAACCUCGCAGCUGAGAGGGAUGAGAAAGAAAAAGACCUGAAGGCAAAGCUGGAAAAUGAGAAAGCUGAGACUGAAAGGCUGAAGAGGACCGUUGCUGCUUUGGAGGCAGAGAUGAAGAGAAGCAGAGAGAACAUGGAGAAAGAGAAGCAAGAAGAGGAGGAGAAGCCGACACAAAACGACAGAGAAAUCGAGCUGAUUGAACUAAACAUCCAGCUGAAAAAUCAGCUGUCAAUGGUGAAAGCUCAGCUGGCCUUAGAACGAGAGGAGCGCGAGAGAGAGGAAGAGGAGAGAAACCAAAUGAUAAACACUGAUGCAGAUGUAAACACAGAGCUGAGCCUGAAACUAGCAGAGAUCAUGGUUGAUGUUGAGGAGCUCAAGCACAGAAGAGAAGAAGACUCCACAGAGGACGGGAAACUCUCCACUGCCAGCAGCCCUCUGCCAUCUCUACAUGACUAUGAGCUCAGCUCCAACACCAUUUGCUCUACCGACAGUCUCCUCUCUUCACCAGAGGAACACCUCCUCUUCUGUGAGACCACCAACCAACGCAACACCCUCCUGUCCACGGAAAGUGCACACAUUCUCCACCUCAGUGAGGAGGCAACCCAAGACACCUCAGAUAGGACCAAAAUGUGUCCUUCAGCCCACCAAGGGGAUCAGACACAGGUGGUGGAGGCCCUGCAGAAAAAGUGUAUAAAGGAAUCUGAACGAGCUAAAAAAUUCAAAGAUAAAUUUGAGGCCCUGCAGAUUCAGGUAACCCGUCAAACCAAGGAGCUGACCACUGCCUUUGAGAAGCAGAGUCUGCACAUUGUAGGCCUCCUGGCUGAGCUGCAGGAGAAGGAGAGCACCCUCUUGAGGCAAGGGGAGGAACUUAUCCAAUGCAAGCAAGAGCUGAGUGUACUAAAGGAGCAAGAAAACAAGGCAGUGAAACAGACACUGUUAACUGAAGAGGGAGAAAAAGAUGAGAAGUUUACAGGGAAAUUGGAAGAGCAAGAGGAGGCUCCGACUCCUGUUCCUCCUUCAGACUUUAAAGUUCAAACUGAUGAAGUUCAGCCCAACAGUGAUGAAUGUGAUGCUCAAAUGGCUCCACCUGUUGGUAGUAAAGAGGAAAGUGCAGCAGUAACCUCUGGAACACAGCCUCAAACCUCUCCAGACAUGGGGAGACUAUGCGGGUCUGUCUGCGAGGUGGAGCAGGACCCGUCCAGUCAACAAGGAGAAAAAGUCGAAGUGUUUACAGAGCUGUUCGCUCUCAGGCAGGAAAACAAGCUGCUGCAGCAGAGAAUCCAGGAUUUGGCUAACAUGCACACCAGAGACCAAACAUCCCAGACUGACGGCGAGAAUCGAAACCAGACAGAACACCCAGGUCCUGCAUCCUGCUUGGCAGGGCAAGAUGUACUGGAGGUGAUAAAGGAGGCAGCGCCAGACAAGUUACUGGAAAUGGAUGUGAAGAAGACUGAUGAUGAAGCUCAGGAUUUAGAACGACACGAGAAGAGCAGCAUGAGUGAGGAAAGAAAUCCUGAGGAAAUGUCUAAUAUUCAGAUAAAACAUCUGCAAGAACAGCUGGAGGUGCUACAGAGGAGAGUCAGGACUCUGACCGAGGAAACCCAGACCCAGGCCCAGGAGCUCACUCUAUGGAGGCUAUCCUCCCAACCAGCCUCUGCAGUUCAGCAGCAGCUCACCAACACAGACGAUGAGGAUCUGUCACAGAUUCCUGUUUCCGGGCGUUCCCAGUCGGCUCAAAGCCUGGUUCAGAAGAAUCAGGACGUCCUCACCAUCAUCAGGGAGGAUGACUUAUCUCUCUGCUGCUCCUCUAACAAACUGCAGGGCCGCAUGCUGUUCUCCAGGCUUCAGAACGGCAGCCUUCCUGAACCAAAGAGCAUCCGCUCUUCUAAAAAGGCUCCGCAGGGAUACACACAGAACACAUCCAAGUUUGACCAGGAAUCAGAGAAAGAGAAUCAGGAAAUAAACCUGCAGCAGCCAGAAAGUUGUCCAGAACAAAACAAACUGAGUAAAGAUGCUGAAAUCAUCCAACUGUCACCACAGAAGAUUUCCCAAAACCACGCAGCCAAAGAUCUCCCCAGCUUCUCUGGAUCAAGUUCAACCAAGGUGGAAAACUGUUACAUGGGAGCAAAGGAGGCCAUGUUGAACUGUGGAACGGAUAAAACAGGCACCUCCACUAACUCUGAUAACAAUGAUGUAAGAGUCGAAGUUGUGAGUGUUGGGAGUCAAACUGAGAACAGUUUGCUUUCUAAAGCUUCUGCAGCCACUCAGACUGAGGAGGAUUUAGAUGCUGAGGAAAAAUCUGUGGAAUCUCCUCCUGCUUCAUCUGUUUGUUCAGCUGAGAAGGCCGAAACAGGCGACAAAAUGUUGCUCUCUAGCUCCUUUCCCAUCCCAGCUGAUCCGGCCCGACUUGCUGAAAGGAUCCGUCGCAACAGGACGCAGCUGUCAGCCGCCUUCGAUGAUACAGAGUACGAGCCAUACGGCCUGCCAGAAGUCGUCAUGAAGGGUUUUGCUGACAUCCCCUCCGGCCCUUCAUGCCCUUACAUAGUGAGAAGAGGUUUGUUAGGAACGGUCCAACCUCUGUCUGAGAAAGAACGCCAGGAGGACGAGGAGACGGACUAGAAGAGAGUAUCAGCUGAAGGAACUGAUCCCUUUGGGAGGAUUCACUGUGAACCCGAAUGAUGGAAGAUGGCCGUCCUCAGGGAGACCCUACAUCCCCCACAACACCCGUUUGACAAACUAAAAGAAGUUUCCUGCCUCUGUGCGUCAGCUUGCAGGUAACCGGGCCUGCACUGGCACGCUGAACGUCUCCACCAUGGUUCUGAAAUGCUUUAAUUUUCCCCUGUUCAGCCCCAAAUUGCCAUGCAGAGACUCUGGUUUAGGCCACAUCCACAUGUGUAACCAUCCAGUCAGAUAGGGAUUUAGUGAUUUUUUUUUUUUUUUUUUGCUGCUUCUGAAGCCACUUUUUCUAAGGGAUCGUUUUGUUUUUCUUUAACUCUGACUGAGCUCAUGCGUCACAAGGCCUCUGCCUUGCCUUCAAUUAAACAGCUCCUCCUGGAUGUAUUUCUGAACCAGCGCCUGUCAAGAUAAGUUGGACCUGCUUUCCUGAAGGCUUCAGCCAGAUUGGCCAGUUAUGAAAACAUAUUUCAAAUGUAUAUGUUUUUUUAGUUUAAUUUAUGGACAAUUGAAUGUGUUUUAUUGGUGAAGGGGGUGUUUACAGGAGUGUGUGAAAAAGCAUUAACUGUGAUUGUGAACAUGUGUGUCCUGAACUUGAUGUUACUGUUUGUAUAUAAGUGUGGCUGAGCACACGCCUAUGAGUCAGCGUAACCUGUGCCUCUUUCCGCUCCAUGUAUGGAGAUCCACUCUGGGCUCUUUCUCUCGGGGAAGCUGCUAGGCUUCCCAGUGUGACACUAACAAACACUAAAACACAGGUCUCUUUUAAAACUUAAAAAAAACAAACAACAACUCAUAAAACUGAUUGGUCUCAGUGAU
Molecule: messenger RNA, 5818 nt
Organism: Cyprinodon tularosa
Lineage: Eukaryota; Metazoa; Chordata; Actinopteri; Cyprinodontiformes; Cyprinodontidae
Product: centromere protein F
Exons: 18
Coding region: 260-4948 (1562 amino acids)
Biological process (GO): mitotic cell cycle; regulation of G2/M transition of mitotic cell cycle; metaphase chromosome alignment
Cellular component (GO): spindle pole; nucleus; chromosome, centromeric region
Molecular function (GO): dynein complex binding; microtubule binding
Source: RefSeq, a predicted model, not a curated record